Molecule: messenger RNA, 2792 nt
Organism: Daldinia caldariorum
Lineage: Eukaryota; Fungi; Ascomycota; Sordariomycetes; Xylariales; Hypoxylaceae
Product: vacuolar protein sorting-associated protein 16
Exons: 5
Coding region: 97-2580 (827 amino acids)
Biological process (GO): endosomal transport; vacuole fusion, non-autophagic; intracellular protein transport
Cellular component (GO): cytoplasm; HOPS complex; lysosomal membrane
Molecular function (GO): actin binding
Source: RefSeq, a predicted model, not a curated record
CAUUUAUACAAUACAUAGGUACUGCACUCUCAAGUUCUUAAAGGACAGAUUUUGACUUACUUGGUUUCGGUACUGGGAUGAUGAAGUGAAAUAACUAUGGAGGCGACGCAUCCGACCGCCGGGUGGGAAAGAGUGGGAGAUAGGUUUUACCGCAAGACCCAGUUGUAUACCGCGAUAUUCGACCAGGAUCUUGACCUGGAUAAUUAUAUCGUUGCUGGUGCCCCGUACGGCGGCGCUGUAGCAAUAUGUCGAGACGACACUAAAAUCAUAUCUUACCAGCCUUCAAAAUCGUCAAAGCCUAGUAUUGACGUAUACAGCUGCGCUGGCAAGCUGCUGAAGAGCAUUUCUUGGGAUAAGGGCUCCAUCAAAGGUCUUGGCUGGUCAGAAGACGAGAAACUCCUAGUUGUCAGCUACGAUGGGACCGUGAGAUGUUAUUACAAUUUGCAGGGUGAUUUUACACAAUUCUCCCUCGGUCGUGAAGCCGAAGAUUUCGGCGUCCACUCAUGUCGGUUCUACGACCACGGCAUGGUGGCUUUACUUACUAAUAAUAUCCUCAUCUCUGUGUCCUCAUACGAUGAGCCCCGGCCAAAAGCCCUCGCAUCCCCGCCUGAGGGAGAAGUUCACGCUUGGGCCAUCAUUUCCCCAAGCUUCGCGCUGUCUAGGUCCGUGGAAGUGCUGUUAAGCAUUGGUAAAACGGUUUACGUGGUGGAUAAAACGGAAUGCGAAGAUCGAUUCCUUGAUAUUGGUCCAUUUUCGCACAUCAGUGUGUCCCCGAACGGAAAGUUCGCGGCUCUCUAUGCUUCGGAUGGCAAGGCCCAUGUCAUCACGGCUGAUUUCCAGAGCCGUUUAAGUGAGCAUGAUUCCAAGUCCCAGCUCACGCCCAAAUAUUUAGAAUGGUGCGGUAACGAUGCUGUUGUCAUCGCAUGGGAAGAUGAAGUGAACGUUGUGGGACCCAAUAACGCCGCGGCGAGUUUUGUUUACGAAGGCCGCGUCCACGUAAUUGCAGAUCACGACGGUGUGCGGCUUAUCACGAACGAUGUAUGCGAUUUCCUUCAAAAAGUGCCAGACGUUACGGAUGAAGUGUUCCGUCUCGGUAGCGAGUCGCCAGCGUCUGUUUUACUUGAUGCUGUGGAACAGCUCGAGAACCAGUCACCAAAAGCUGAUGACAAUAUCCAACUUAUAAGGCCAAAUCUGGUUGAAGCAGUCGAUACGUGUGUUGCUGUUGCUGGACACGAGUUCAAUGUUUAUUGGCAGAAGCAACUAUUAAAAGCUGCCUCCUUCGGCAAGUCAGUACUAGAUAUAUACAAUAGUGAUGACUUCGUUGACAUGUGCGAGACGCUACGAGUAAUCAAUGCUGUGCGCUAUUACGAAGUCGGCUUGCCACUAUCCUACGAACAAUACCAACGCCUCACACCCGAAGGACUAAUUCAAAGGCUCAUAAACCGUCAUGAAUACCUACUAGCUCUACGGAUUGCCGGGUACCUGCGCUUACCUACGGACCGCAUAUUCGUCCACUGGGCCUCUGCAAAGGUCCGAAUCGGUACAGAAGACGAAGAGACCAUCUGCCGAAUGGUGGUGGAAAAGCUUUCGGGCAAGCCGGGCAUUUCCUUCGAGGCUAUCGCCCGCGCCGCUUACGACGAGGGUCGCGGCCGGCUAGCUACGGAACUGCUAAACCACGAGCCUCGCGCGGGGAGACAAGUUCCGCUCCUCUUAAGCAUGGAAGAAGACGAGAUCGCGCUCGACAAGGCCAUCGAGAGUGGCGACUCUGACUUGAUCCUCUUCGUGCUGCUGCACCUGAAGAAGAAGCUCCCGCUGGCGUCCUUCUUCCGCGUGAUCAACGCACGGCCGACGGCCACCGCGCUCGUCGAGUCCUCGGCCGCGCUGGAGGACGACAGCGCGCUCCUCAAGGACCUGUACUACCAGGACGACCGGCGGGUCGACGGCGCGGGCGUGUUCGUCGGCGAGGCGCUGCGGCAGCCGGACGCGCGCACGGCCGGCGACAAGAUCGCGCUCGCCGCCAAGCUGCUCGCCGACGCCAAGGAGAACCACUUCGAGCUCGCGGCCCUCAAGGAGGCCGCCCAGCUCCUACGCACCCAGGAGGCCCUCGACCGCGACCUCACCGACACGUUUACCGGCCUGAGCGUCAACGAGACCCUGUUCAAGCUGAUACGCCUCGGGUACCAUAAUAAGGCGAAGAAGAUCCAGAGCGAGUUCAAAGUCCCUGAGAGAGUGGCUUGGUGGAUCCGACUCCGAGCCCUUGUUGCGAAGCGCGACUGGAACGAAAUCGAGGAUAUUGCUAAGAGUAGGAAGAGCCCGAUUGGCUGGGAGCCGUUCUUCAACCAGAUCCUGCAAGCGGGCAACCCGCGCCUCGCGGCGUCCUUCAUCCCCAAGUGCACGAACCUGGAGCCGGGCGCGUCCAUCACCAUGUACGAGAAGUGCGGGUUGCGCGUCAAGGCCGCCGAGGAGGCUGUCAAGGCCAAGGACGCCGACGCUUGGACUCGCCUUCUGGAAGCUGCGGGGAGGAACACGCCCGAGGGGAGGGAUAUUGAGAGGUUAGGGCAGCAGGUUUUCAAGAAGUGAAGUUGAACUCAAGGGAGAUGGUUUAUUUGUUAGUAGCGCUUGUGAGAGAGAUAUGUGAUGAUGGUACAGCUAGAGAAUGGAUGCGAUAAUUACAGUAUAUCCGCGAGUUGUCUGUUUAAUAUGACCUUGUUUUGACAAUUCAACCUCAGUUAGACGUCACAAUGCAGCUAAUUAGUAUAUCUCGUAUGGAAAAGGUCAUUCAAGCACGAGCA